AUGAGCCUCGCUGGAAUCGACGACGAACACACAAGGUUCACAGUGUUCAAGGUGAAAGCCGGUAUUAAGCUGUUGGAGAUAUUUAGAAACACCAAAUCUAACAGUAACGAUCCAGAUCCACAAUCAAAGCCGUUUUCUAACGCAAUGCAGCGGCUUAGGUCGUACUUUGGAUCGGGCUCGGAUGUUAUGCUGAUGCGAAGAAAACUGGCUUUGAUGGCCCAACGACCCGACGAAACGGACUUAGCAUACAUCAGCAGAGUAGGAUCUACUGCACGACUUUGUGGAUUCGACAAUGGAAAGGAGUUUGAGGAGAUAGUAGCUACCAUUGCUGAACAUGCUCGCCAUAAGGAGGUGCGCACAACAGCACUGAAGAUGUUAAGUAAAAAUGGAUGUUUCACUGAUCUCAUCGAUAAGGUUAGAGAAAUAGAGUCCAUCAGAUUGAACGAGGAAUAUGUCAUGCGAAAACAAGGAAGGUCGGACAGCGUUUCAGUAGCUGCUAUUACCACCCCGUACCACAGUCAACGUAAAUACUCAGAACGAUUCCAGGGACGCAACAAGCCAUACCAACGAUCAGUACAAAAACCCAGAGGUGGGUGGAAAGCACAUCGUGGGGGACAUUUCAGCAACAACGAGAAAAAUCAAUCAAGGGUGAGGUGCUGGAGAUGUGACAGUGUGUUUCAUUCAUCGGAUGAAUGUUACACCAGAGAUAAAGUUUGCAAUAACUGUGGAAUCAAAGGGCACAUCCGACGUGCCUGUCCAGCUGGCUUCGAGGGAGGUGAUAUGCGACGAAUGACCACUCGUGACGAGCCACAUACGAUCGCCAUUUUAGAAAAAACGGAAGAGGACACUACUGAAAUCGAUAAAGUACUACCAGGUACAGCAUUAGCUGAUUUCGGAAACGCUCAACUAAAACUGAUCGCCAAUGAUGAUAAAGUAAUUGUAAACGACCAACCAUCACUGGAUAAUAUUCGUAGUAGCAUUUCACAGAACAUAAAAUCCUUACAUCGAACACAAGCAGCAUCAAGCGAUAUCGACGAUGGUUAUAUCAACGCCAAGGUGGCGGGUAUGAAUUUCGUCUUCCUCAUAGACUCAGGAGCUCAGGUGAAUACAUUCACCGAACAGAUGUUCCGGAAAUUGAUCGCGACUCCACAAUCAAGUGACGAAGUGUUUAAUGUUCAAAACUCUGCUGACCACCCACUCAAAGCAUACGCUACAGAGAAGUCUAUCGAGGUUCUUGCUACAUUUGAAGCAUACCUUUCCAUCACAGAAGACCGGCCAAUUCUUCUAGAGAAGUUUUACGUCGUCAGGGAGAGUCGUGCGCUUCUCAACGGUAUGGAUACUACAUUUUGUUCAUCCAUGCUGGUCGUCCCGAAAGGGAAGGACGAUAUACGACUUGUCGUCGACCUCAGGGGACCAAAUCGGUACAUUUUUCGUACCCCAUUUGCCAUGCCUACCCUAGAAAAGAUAUUGGCAGAGCUGAAUGGCGCAAAAUGGUUUUCGACAAUCCAUUUGUCGAAUGCAUUUUUCCACAUGGAACUUGAUGAAGAGUCCAGGCAUCUUACAAAUUUUUAUACGGAAUUCGGGAUGUUCCGUUGCGUGCGAUUGCCAUUCGGCCUUUGUAAUGCCCCGGACCUGUUUCAAGAGGCUCUACAGCGUAAGGUGCUGGAAGGCUGCAAAGGUUGUAAGAACUAUUUGGAUGACGUCUUGGUUUUUGGGAAUACCAAAGAAGAACACGACGAAAACUUGGCGGUUGUACUGGCACAACUAGAAAAUCAUAACGUUAAACUAAAUAACAGUAAAUGCACGUUCGGCACACAAAAGGCGGAAUUCUUAGGAUUCACUUUGACCCCGGAUGGAUGGCGAAUCAAUGAAGAGAAGGUCGCUGCUAUUAAACAUUUUCGAAGGCCAUCGACAUGCUCUGAAGUAAAGAGCUUCUUGGGAUUGGUCACCUUCAUCGACAAAUUCAUACCUCAUCGAGCAACAAAGACCGAGUGCCUACGACGAUUGGCGACUUCGGACUCCUUUUAUUGGACUGAUAAUGAAGAAUCGGAGUUCGAAUACAUUAAGGAGGAGGCCUUAACAUCAAUCAAAUUGCUUGGCUACUAUAACAUAAACGACAGGACAGAAGUAUUCGUGGAUGCGUCCCCAAUAGGUUUGGGAGCGGUUUUAAUCCAGCUUAACGCGGAAGGAACUCCUCGAAUCAUCGCUUGCGCUUCCAAGGUACUGACCACAGCUGAGCAAAAAUAUCCACACACGCAAAAAGAAGCAUUGGCGGUAGUGUGGGCAGUUGAAAAAUUUUCAUUCUAUCUGCUGGCCAAGAGUUUUGUAGUUCGUACGGAUGCAGAAGCCAAUCAAUUUAUUUUCAACUCGAACCACAGAUUAGGAAAAGAGCGGUGUCACGAGCAGAGAGUUGUGCACUGCGGCGCCAGCCGUAUGACUUCACAAUUGAACGUGUUCCAGGGUGCCAGAAUAUCGCAGAUGCCUUAA
This is a messenger RNA of Armigeres subalbatus, 2487 nucleotides long. RefSeq lists its product as uncharacterized. Lineage: Eukaryota; Metazoa; Arthropoda; Insecta; Diptera; Culicidae. The record is from RefSeq and is a predicted model, not a curated record. The coding region runs from base 1 to 2487 and encodes 828 amino acids. The transcript is spliced from 4 exons. Gene Ontology annotation, molecular function: zinc ion binding; nucleic acid binding.